GCAUGGGCCGUCUACAAGGGCAAGUACCAGGAGGGCACGGACAAGGCCGACCCCUCCACCUGGAAGACGCGACCGGGGCGCGGGCUGGGGAGGGUGGGACCCCCAAAUCCCUCCCACCACAGCCCCUCUCCCCUACAGGGCAGCGCUGUGGGGACACAGGAUGGGGACAUGCAGAAGGUGACGGUGGAGACGUGCCAUGUGUCGCCGCUAUCCCUGCUCCCUGCCCACCCGGCCGAGAGAGGGUACCACGUGAGGGGGGUCUUCUAUGGCUGGAACCCAACCCACAGCCACCUCCUGCCCGGUCUCCUGCCCGGCCCCCCAUCCUACCUCCCCAUGGAGGACGUCAACCACUCAGACUGCUGGCUCCACGUCCGCCUGUACUACUGCGACGUGCUGGUGAAGGAGGUGACCACACGCACGGCCGAGGGCUGCCGCAUCGCCUCCCGCGCCGUGCCGGCCGACAGGGUCUUCAUGAAGAGGCAGUGCCAGGGCAGGGUGUACUGGAACGGGCCACUGGCUCCACACAGGGACUGGCCCAACAAGCUGGAGAGGGAGAAGACCUACAAGCUGCUGGACACGCAGCAGUUCCUGCAGCAGCUGCGGGGGUACCUGAGCCAUGGGCAGCCCACGCCGCAGUACCAGAUCCACCUCUGCUUCGGCGAGGAGUUCCCCACCAGCGCCGGGCACCACUUCCAGAAGCUCAUCAUGGCCCAC
Mesitornis unicolor (brown roatelo) is the source of this 714-nucleotide messenger RNA. RefSeq names its product interferon regulatory factor 4-like. The record is from RefSeq and is a predicted model, not a curated record. Gene Ontology annotation, cellular component: nucleus. Gene Ontology annotation, biological process: immune system process; regulation of transcription by RNA polymerase II. NCBI's taxonomy places the organism in Eukaryota, Metazoa, Chordata, Aves, Mesitornithiformes, Mesitornithidae. Gene Ontology annotation, molecular function: protein binding; DNA-binding transcription factor activity, RNA polymerase II-specific; RNA polymerase II cis-regulatory region sequence-specific DNA binding.